AUUCCUACUCAAAGGAUGGACAAGGACGACAGGAAGCAAAAGACCUUUGUGUCAACUUUUCGGUUGGCCCUCAAACCUCAAGCCAGACCGUUCUGUGUAAAGAAGGAUGGGCUGGACACCACUGAUAGAGCAUUACUGGGAAACAACAAACAGGAAUUCACAUCUGCGAAAGACUCCAGAUUUAACCCCGUCCAGACGCUGGUAAAGCCUCACUUCAAACAACCACUCAGCGACCGAACAGUCUGUAAAGGAAGUGAUGCUACUUUUCAAGGUGUUAUCAAAGGAAGUCAGCCUGUGAGCGUUUCCUGGCAACACAAUGCAGCAAUAAAGGGAAUCCCCAGAGCGAGCAACAAUGAUCUGCAAAGUGAGGACACAGUUAAGGCUACAACACCUGGAAAGAACAACUUGUCCUCAGGAUUUGAAGGGAAAAGGCAGCAAAGAAAGGAAAAUGACAAAGCUUGCACACCUGUUAGUCCACCUGCUUCCUCAGUCUCCACAGGCAUCAGGGACACUAGCCUUUGCAGAGAAGUCUCCACUAGCAAAGCACCUCCAGUGGAGUUUGUGAACCCACCUGAGCAGGUUGAGGUUCGAUUAGGAGAGCAGGCCUCGCUGCACUGUGAGUUCAGGAGCAGCUCUGUCCCUGUGGCCUGCUGCUGGAUUUUCAACAAAGACAAGGUGGUGGUAGGAGGGUCAAGGAUGUCUGUAAGGAGCAGUAAGACACAAAGCAGUGUGGAGUUCUUGAAGGCCUGUCCGGAAGACACAGGCUCGUAUACUAUCGUAGUACGGAACAGAAAAGGCUCUGCCCAGCAUACAGUAUCUCUCAGUGUCAUAGACCGGCCCGACCCUCCUGCAUCCCAACCUGUUGUGUCCCAGCUCUCCACUCAGUCCCUGGUCCUGUCCUGGACGGGUCCCAGCUAUGACGGAGGAUCGGCUGUGUUGGGCUAUAUCGUUGAGGUCAGACAGGAGGAAGGCCCGGCCAAGCCGGGGAGCUGGACUGAAGUCUCAAGCCGCUGUAAAAGCACAUCCUACCACGUCCGCUCAGGCCUCGAGCCUCAGGGGCAGUACCGCUUCCGUGUCAGAGCGUACAACUCAGCAGGAGUCAGCGAGCCAAGCCAGGAGUCUGAGUGUGUCAGGAUGGCAACUGCAAAGCAAAAAAAGGAAGAGCCUGUGUCGUACAUCACAGUGACCAUUGACACCAAGCAUAUGGUCAAGGAUCACUACAAUGUGCAUGAGAAGCUGGGAGCUGGGAAGUUUGGCGAGGUGUUCCGGUUGUCCCACAAAGAGACGGGUCAAAAGUGUGCAGGGAAGUUCUACAGAGCCAGGACCUCGAAGGACAGGGAGGCGGCUCGCAAAGAGAUUGAAUUAAUGAACUGUCUUCACCAUCCAAAACUUGUCCAAUGUCUGGCUGCCUAUGAUAAGCGCCCAGAGAUGGUUAUGGUCAUGGAGUAUAUUGCAGGUGGAGAGCUCUUUGAACGCAUUGUGGACGACAACUUUGAGCACACAGAGCCAACCAGUGCCCGCUACAUGCAGCAGAUCCUGGAGGGAAUGCAGUAUGUCCACAAGCAGAACAUCGUCCACCUGGACAUCAAACCAGAGAACAUCGUCUGCGUGGACACAACCGGCACCCAAAUCAAGAUCAUUGACUUUGGCUUGGCUAGUAAACUGGAGGAGGAUAAACCUUUGAUGGUGAUGCAUGGCACGCCGGAGUUUGUGGCCCCUGAAGUGAUCAACUACGAGCCUGUGGGCCUGGAGACGGACAUGUGGAGCAUUGGAGUCAUCUGCUUCAUCUUGCUAAGUGGAGAAUCACCCUUCCAGGGGAACAAUGAUGCAGAGACUCUUGCUCUUGUGACUGCUGCCAGCUACGAGUUUGACGAAGACAGUUUUGAGGACAUCUCUGAUCAAGCUAAAGACUUCAUCAGCUCCCUGCUGAAGAAAGACAGGAGAUGCAGGUUGUCAUGUACCGAGGCCCUCGCCCACCCAUGGAUGGUCUCUUUUACCCCUCUGAACCGGAGACCCACCAAAUCCCUCAACAAGGGGAAGAUGAAACGCUUUCUGGCCAGACGCAAAUGGAAGAAAACUGGAAAGGCUGUUUUGGCCCUACAGCGGAUGGCUAACCUCUCCAACAGGCCAGACUCCCCUGGCAGCUCCUCAGAGGAGCCAGGCUGGAGCCAAGAGGCAGAGGAGGCCAUCCAGUCUUUGGAGAAGCAGCUUCAGAGUGAACCCCACUUCCAGCAGGCCCUGAAGGACAUCACCCUAACCAAAGGAGCGACUGCUCAGCUAACAUGCAUUGUUGAUGGCUACCCACAGCCAGAAGUGAAGUGGCUGCAGAACGAGAAGCCAGUGUCUGAAUCAGACAGAGUGACCAUGGAGCAACAUGAAGGGCUCUGUGCUCUGGUUGUAGCUGAUUUGAAGCCAUCAGACUCUGGGGUUUAUGUGUGCAAGGCCAGCAACAAGCUGGGGGAAGCAAUGUGCUCUGCCAAACUUAAAGUGGAGGAAACAACGUAAGAUUUUAAAUUUGACAGAAGAAUUUCCGGAAGUGGAUUGACUCUGUGAAGCUCUGACUUUCUCAUAUUACGGAGAGACUAUUUUUCACUGCCACACAAAAGGCUGCUCACACAAGAUUUCAAGGCCAACAGGGUGUGUUGUGUUUUUCCAUCAUCACAAGGACAAUAAGGUUUUGACACACAUACCUAGAGCCCUUUGAUACACAAGUCACCAUUACCAUUGCACUUCAUUCUUAUUAUUUACUGAAUAUGUUCAAGUUAUGCACAAAGUUUUAUACUAGUUGUUCUGAAGUAAUGUUAAAUAGGGUUUUAGCUUAGCUCAGCAAAAUGAUAUAAAUCACAUGAAAUUUGUUCAAUUUGCACAUUUUGAUAUGGUUAUAUUUUCAAGGCAUUGACAUUAAAGGAAGAAUUUUACAAAAAAUGA
This is a messenger RNA of Notolabrus celidotus (New Zealand spotty), 2928 nucleotides long. Its product is annotated as myosin light chain kinase, smooth muscle-like. The coding region runs from base 16 to 2505 and encodes 829 amino acids. Gene Ontology annotation, biological process: protein phosphorylation. Gene Ontology annotation, molecular function: ATP binding; protein binding; protein kinase activity. The record is from RefSeq and is a predicted model, not a curated record. Lineage: Eukaryota; Metazoa; Chordata; Actinopteri; Labriformes; Labridae. The transcript is spliced from 16 exons.